UCUUGUUUCACUGAACGAUGGCAAAUGUCCGGAAAAAUCCUGUUUCCUUCACAUGGCAAUGUCUAUUGGGUGAAUGUUACAAACAUUCUAUGUAUUUUGUUUGUACCAAUAAAUUAAGGAUAUAAAUUUACAAUCUUUUUUGGUGGGCGAUCUCUUACAAAGUAUUCUUAAGUAAAACUCCUCUUUGUGAUAAAUGGUUGAAAAAAGCCUGAAAAAACACAUUUUGGCAUAAUUUGGAAGUCUUUAUAUGUAUCUGCAAUUACAUGUCCCUCAAAUUGUUUGUACAUAUUUUCAGUUUUUAUUUUUAAAAAACAUUACAUUGGUCGAAAAUGACCUGCCAGCAUUUGCCAACAUCGUUAUGUUACUGCUGUGUGUUCAAGAGUUAAAUACCGUCAUUUACAGAUGAGAUUUCAGAGCAAGUGAUAGGGCAUGUUUAAUUUAGGUGGUUUCAUAGUAAUGUUUAUUAGAUUAUAGUUACAGUCUGUAAUGUUAAUCUUUAAAUAAACUAUACAUAUUAAAAUGUAAAAAAAACUUUUAAAACUUAACAUUUUUACAUUAAAAAUUAUGUUUUUACAUACAUUUUUAUUAUAUACAUUUAAAAUUUUAAAAGUUUGUAUUGUAUACUAACUUAAAAAUUAACAAUUUCCUAUUUAUGGCAGAAAAACUAUUGGAGUGUUUGUGAUUUUAAAGAAUAGUUUAUAUUUGAAUGCAACAAACAUAUUAAAAUGUUAUAUAUCUGAACAUGAAACAAAUAUUUUUUCUAGGGUUCCCAAUGGUACUAACAGUAAUAAAAAUGAUGUCUAAAAAUAAAUGAAUGCGCUCACACCUGAGGAAACACCAGCUGUGAGAGCACGCGUGUGAUAGAUUUGCGGUGCAGUUACGCGUGUGGGUGUGGCUGGGAAUAGCUCUGGCGCUCUGCCACAGCGAGUCUAUCACUCUGUUUCUAGUCUUGGAUUGCACACCUUUCCUUGUCACUAUUCUCUUGUUAUUUCUCUAAAAUAUGUAAUCAGACCUCACCCCCAAUGUGGUGAGGUCCACCAGUAUCCAGUGUGAAGUCGCUGCCGUCUGCUUGUCAUUGGCCCAAUGCCAGCUGAGACCAAAAUGUCGAAGUGGACUCGCUCGCUCACUCGGCUUGCACAGGAAGACAUUUUGCAACCCAGUUUCACCAGUGGUUAGGUUAGAUCGGUGCUAAUUGAUAGUGCAUUUCAGUUUUACUGUUUUCGAGUAAUUGAUUGUAUAUGUAGUGCAGUGUUGAGAUUGGAUAGUCGGUUUACAAGAUGUUCAAAUUAUUUUACUGGCUAAUUUAUGAUUUCUAUGUGGGAAUUUAGAACUGAAAAUAUUUAUUUCUUUGAUCUUAUGAAAUGAGAAUCAAAGUUAGAUUAAAAUAAGUAUAGAUGUUUUAGAAUCUUUCUUUAAUGUGAUUAGAAAUGUUUCAGAAAAUUUGUCAAGACUUAUUAAACACAAUUUUACAGAAUAUUUUCAAAAUUAAUUUUGUUGUUUUUAUAAUGAGUUGAACAUAACAUUAUGUAGAAAAGAAUUCUAAAAGUGAAAGACAUUUUUCAGUUUUUAAAUUGUGAAUUGUGAAAAUGUGAACUGCACAAUCAUUAAACUGUGUGCUUAAGCAUGGCAGGGAAGCCAAGUGACGUCGAGCAGGAAUGGUCAGUGCAUGCUCACCUGACUAUCUCCCAUGGGAACACCCCAGCCCAGUCGCCCCGUGCAGUUGCACACCCUUGUUACGGCUUCCAACGUGGCAACAUCGUAUUCACCACACGACCUCCGGGAGACAGCAGCAGUCUGCCUGUUCGCAGGCCUACACAGCCGUAUGGCCGCCGCUGCAUGAGCACGUGUAACAUCACGCUGGACCCUGCACAUAUGCAUGCUCCGCCACGCUGCCACCAUACCGUUACAUUGUCUUGUGAACCGAGCAAAGAGUGCGAUGUGUGUGAUGGUGGCAGACUCAGCCCCACUGCUACACGAAGACCCCAUACCUUCACUUCACACUUCUGCACACGUGUGCCUGACAAGACUGUUGGCACCAAGACAGUGGCCUCACAGACAUCUCAGAUAUUUUCUCCCCCAACACCUCCGCCCCCUGAUAAGCCCACUAGACUUGAGGUGCCAGGAAAUGAAGACAAGGAGAAACGGCCAGGAAAUAAAUCUCCCCGUAAGUUGUCAAGAUCACCAGCGAGGUUGCGAGGAAGAUCUCCUCUCCUGACAAAGCGUGAACAGUCAAGUGAAGCCAAGAAGAAGCAGCCACGCACUGUGCACAUUGAUGUAUAUUGUACAGGAUCAGAGGCUAGUGGUUCGUCGGACGCUGAAGACCCAUCGGACUCUUCACGGCAGACCGUGUUCGAGUCAGAGGAGGUGCGAGUGGUCCAUACUCGGGAAGAUGAGAGGUUACCUCAGGCUUUAUGUCGACAGAAGCGGAGAACGCUCAGUGAGGCGUCAAGCUCCCACAGCUGUCUCGGUGGAGAUACCAGUAUUAGUUCCCUUUAUCCGUCACAGAGGAGCUCCUUUGCCUCAGGUGUCAGUUUGGGUACUGACAGUCUGCAGACUGAUAGUAGCAUCCUUUCUCAUGUCACCUCCAGUUGCGCCUUGUUCAGUGAUGAAGUCAUAACUUCAUGGAAGGAUACCAGUGAUGUCGACUCUAUCCGACAGAGUGACCUUAGCUUGGGUCGGGCAGACAGCUUCGACUAUGAGAACAGCAUUGAUCGCUGGCGGAUCCUACAGAAAGAGAAAGCUUGGGCUGAGAACCAUGAGAAGACAUGGAGAUCACCAGAAAAGGAGCGGAGACAUCACAUGCAGCAGCGAAGAUACCAGCAGUAUCUGGAGAGGCGAGGAUCCCCCUUCCCUCAGUGGGAGGUGGGAAAUGAUGAGGUGGAAGAGGAGACCGACAGCAGUUCAGACAUCUCGGAAAACUCUGCAGGCUCUGAGAUGGGGUGGACUUUUGGUGACUUGGAUGAAAAGUUGAAACAUGUCAAAAGAGAAGACACUGUCAGGCGAGCCAGUAGAGAUAUUAUUUUUGUCAAGAGCGAAUCAGAAUUGAAAAAACAAGCGAGUAAAAUACUUGAUUCUGGAAGUUUAAGUGAUUCUGCGGCACCAUCUCCGAUUCAACACAGGUUCUUAAAACGGGAUAACAUUGGUCCUUUUGGUGUAAAAGAACCUUCUCCUCCUAAGGCUAAACUGGAAUCAACCGUAACAACUCCUUUUACAGCGAUUCCGGGUAAGAAAUCUGAUCAAAUGUCUAAGGCAGAAAAAUUUGGAACUAUUCUGGGCACUCUGAGGAAACCAGGACACCAUGUGGGGCCAUCAAAGAACCCAGACUGUUCGUGUAACAACUGCAGGCAGUAUUACGAGGAGAUGGGUUAUCGUAACCGGACUCGGUCCUUGGGAGACAUGCCCAGUUCCCAGGAAAGGGAUAAGUGGAAGGCUACCCUGGAUACACUUUUACAGAACAGACUGACUGAGGAUUCUGGCAGUGGAGAAUGGGACUUGGGCACUCCAGUCUAGACUAUACUCCUGAUAUCCUAUACCAUACCGUUAGGUGUUAUUUUUUUUAAAAGUAUUGAGAAAAAUAAAUUAAUUUUUUACUAUCAAUAUUAUAAUCCCAGAAUUUGGUACCAGUACAACCAGUAUUCAACAAGGUUUGCUUGGAAAAUAGUCCUCUUCGGGGUACUUUGUUUUCUCAUUUUCUUAGUUGUUGGCUCUUUCACUUAUCUCUUCAUUCUGCAUAACAAACUUCAACACUCUAACCCUAUCUGUUUCUUAUCCUAUCUUUAAGAUUUCCACUUUAGAGACUAUCUCAAAAUCCAUUCUCACCUAUCCUGUUGAGACCAGACCAUUUCUUAUUCUCCCCAUUCUAUCUUAUAUUGUAGUAUUGAUUUAUUCAUCAUCAUUAAUUAUUUUCCUUUCAUCAUUUCUAUUCUUCUAGCUUCUAUUCAGGAAUCUCAUAGAACGUAAUUCCAUUUCUAUAUUUUUCUUUGUACAUUUUUAUCUCUACCUCUGCUCCAGAUUAAAAUUUUUUAUUUUUUCUAAUACUUCUCUACUUUUGUAUGUUCCUUUCACUAACUUCUAACCAAUUAAUACAACUUUUCAACCUGUGUUGCCAGUUUGAUAGAAUCAUUUUAAUUCUUUUAUUUAUCCAGUCAUUUGAAGAACUUCAUUCUCUUCAUGUUCUUUCCCAAAUGAUUUACUAUCAUGAGAACAAAGUAAAAAAUGUUUAUAACAUUUUUGUCACCUAGUACUGACCUAACCUAUCUGUUGUUGGUUUAAAGUCAUUUCUGGAGUCCAAAAGAUAAAUCACCUUCCUUAUUCUUCUAAAACAUACAAAUAAAACAAUAUAUUCAAGCUAAAUAUUAAAAUACCCAUUUAUUUAGUCUGUAAAUAAAUCAGCUAUUUAUAUAGAAUGAUAACACAUAAAAUUGUUAAUAUAUGUUUGUAAUAAUAAAAAGAAAACAUAAGAUAAGGUAUGUAGAUAUUAUAGGAUACUGUCAUCAUAAAAAAAGAACAUUUUAAUACAAUUAUUAUAGUAUAAAUGUAUAAUAUAAAAUGAUGAUUUAAAAUAUUUAACAUUAACAUGGUUAAUGGUUAUAGCAUGUAUUACAGCAUCCAAUACUGGAUCUAUAGCAUGGCUUUGUCUUCGAAAUUUGGCCAUCCAUCUUACAGAACAUUCACUACAAUUACCAUUCUUUUCUUAUUUUAAAAGGCUCAUCAGUCAUCUUUUUGAUAUUGUUCUUCCUGUCGUCAUCAGCUACAGACUGUGUUAAUACCUUAUCAAUCAAAGUAAGCAGGAUAGGCAUAACCUCUGACUCUCUCUGUUAAAUAUUUUAUCAUAGACGUACAAUUUUUUAAUUUCUUAAAAUUAACUAUGUAUCUUUUCAUAAUAUUGUAGAUUGAGUCUGAACAAUUUGUAUCUUUAAGGGAGAUAUUAAUUGUACGCAAUGCCAAGAAAAUAGUUUUAGGCACUUGGGUGGACAUUGUGUAAAUAAAAAUGAAUUUUGGAAUGGUUAGAAAUAUUUAUUCCAUUUAAAAAUUAAUUGUGCGAUUGUUUUAACCUGUAUUAAGAAUGUAAUGUUUAAACUCUACAAAUUGCUCAAAAUAGACUUGUGCUUAGUCAUGGUCAAUAGAUUUGUUCUCUUAGUAAUUUAAUUUUUUUACUUUUUCAUGUUUUUGUACUAUUAAAAUCAACUAUUGGUUGUGCAUUAUAAAGUUGCCACACAUAGACUAGAUAAAGUUAAAUGUGUCUUUCCAAGAUUUAACAUUUUUUACUCUUUAUUCACAUUUCUGUGUGUGGGACAUAAAUUGAUCUAGUCAUAAUAAUAAGCUUUUAAGUAUGCUAUCGCUUAAGUAUUAUUAUUGUUUUUAUUUUUGUUAUUUAUUGCUAGUGAUACUUAAUCUUAUUUCUAAGUAUAUUUAUGGGUUGAAAAUUGUUUUGUGAUUUAUACAAUAAAAUAUGAAUGAGUGGAGCAUUUUUGGCAUUUUUAUUUAUUGUUAUUAAAUUAUUUAUGUUGAUUGA
Homalodisca vitripennis (glassy-winged sharpshooter) is the source of this 5515-nucleotide messenger RNA. RefSeq lists its product as uncharacterized. The coding region runs from base 1624 to 3510 and encodes 628 amino acids. The record is from RefSeq and is a predicted model, not a curated record. The transcript is spliced from 2 exons. NCBI's taxonomy places the organism in Eukaryota, Metazoa, Arthropoda, Insecta, Hemiptera, Cicadellidae.